Pseudomassariella vexata is the source of this 633-nucleotide messenger RNA. RefSeq lists its product as uncharacterized. The record is from RefSeq and is a predicted model, not a curated record. Lineage: Eukaryota; Fungi; Ascomycota; Sordariomycetes; Amphisphaeriales; Pseudomassariaceae. Bases 124 to 405 code for a protein of 93 amino acids. The transcript has a single exon.
CAAACAUGAUAUUCAACAAUAACCAACUUGACUAAUUAGCCCCAAUGAUGUAAUUGCAAGGAGUGUUGCAUUAGUCGCAAAGUUAGUACUACAUUUCUAGGGUAUUCCCGCCUAACUUUUAGCAUGAGAUUGGCGAAGUCGCAUUUCUCAUCCUUCUCAUGGCGAUCCGGAUUAUCCAAAGACAUCCUAUCAGCCGGCAGACCCUUCGUCCCGAACUACAUCGGCUUCAUUAACGUACGGACACCCUCAAAAGACAUUCUACAGAGAGCCCUGAGCUACGAGGCCUCGCGGAUCCGCCGUCCCAUCACAAAGCAGGGCACACGGGACAAGCCGAGGCUUGCGGUAACAUGGUCCACGAAUCAAAACACAAGCUGCCGCCCAUGUUUAGGCAUAUCUCAGUGUUGAUAAGUUAUUUGAACUGGACGGAGGCGGAUUCAUUCUCUGUCGGCCUGUCGGCCACGGCUAGGAGCCCACGCUCUAUCUACUCCGUGUUGGCCGUCUUAUAUACAGAAUAUGCAGACGCUUUAUCACUUUACUGAGGUAUUUCCUAUUAUGGGCAAGGAUGCACAUGGUAACGAUUGGUUUGGUGGACAUAGGGUAAAGGGUGGCUUGGCCAGGAUUGAGGAACAGUUG